This is a messenger RNA of Neltuma alba, 1061 nucleotides long. RefSeq lists its product as uncharacterized. Gene Ontology annotation, molecular function: oxidoreductase activity. The transcript is spliced from 8 exons. The record is from RefSeq and is a predicted model, not a curated record. NCBI's taxonomy places the organism in Eukaryota, Viridiplantae, Streptophyta, Magnoliopsida, Fabales, Fabaceae. The coding region runs from base 123 to 773 and encodes 216 amino acids.
GCUGAUGCCCGAAUCCCUUUUUCCUCAAACUGGCCAGACUUUUGGACUUUCGCGCUGCUCUCAUCCCUCAGUUCAUCUCAAAACUCCAAGCCUCCCGGGGGAACUGCAGAUACAGCAGGAUCAUGGCGAAUACUUCCAGUGCUAGCACUCAGAAGAAGCUUGUUAAAAUUGAUAUUAGUUCUGACUCUGUAUGCCCAUGGUGCUUCGUUGGCAAAAAAAAUUUAGAUAAAGCCAUUGCUUCUUCUCAGGAGAAAUAUGACUUCGAGAUAAGAUGGCAUCCUUAUCAACUCGACCCCGAUGCUCCAAAAGAAGGUGUGGACAAGAGAGAGUAUUACAGAAGAAAGUUCGGAUCUCGAUCAGAACAGAUGGAAGCUCGGAUGUCAGAGGUUUUUGAGAAAGUAGGCCUGGGAUAUAACAUGUCUGGACUAACGGGAAACACUAUGGACAGCCAUAGGCUUAUAUAUUUUGCUGGACAGCAGGGCUCAGACAGGCAACAUCGCCUUGUAGAAGAAUUGUUUCUGGGUUACUUCACGCAGGGAAAAUACAUUGGUGACCAUGAUUUUCUUCUGGAAUGUGCCAAGAAGGUUAACUUAGAAGGGGCAGCUGAGUUUCUUCAAGACUGGAACACUGGGCUUAAGGAGGUCAAGGAGGAGCUUAAUACACACUCUGGAAAUGUCAGGGGAGUUCCAUUCUAUGUGAUUAAUGGAAGUUGCAAGCUUAGCGGUGCUCAGCCCCCUGAGCUCUUCUUGAAAGCUUUUGAAUACCAACAGUAGCGUGUGCGACAUCUGCAGGUUUAUACAGUGAUGCUGCGGAAUAAAGACGAAAAAACUCUAAUAUUAUACUGUCUGCAGACUCCUUAGGAAGAUUACGUUUACUCCUUCUUACCGCUCCAUAUUUCUUGUCUUGGUCUAUCCAAUUCAGCCUUACAUCCUUCAAAUUCCACCAUUUCCUAUGUAUGAUCUAUUUUCUUUUGCAUUUGUAGCCGUACUGUAUUGGAUAAACUUUUUUGGCCAAAAAAUUGACUUUGGCUAUAUAUGAAUGAAAAAUCUAAAAUUAUAGGA